UCUUUUUUAACAUAAUACACUAGUAGGCAUGAGCAAGUCAGCAGGUAGAAAAAGAACAAAAUCCAAUGAAGUAAAUGGAGCAACUAAAAGACAAGAGUCUAAAGAAGAGAAGAUGUUAGACUUACUGCAUGAGGAACGGAAAGAGAGGGAAAAGAUUGUAUUAUGGCGACAGCCUGUGACAACAUUACACUAUUUUGUUAGAGAGUCCAGUUGUCUCAUUUCAGAAUUUUCCCAAAGAUUAUUAAAGUGGAAAAAGACCGUAGCAGUAUGUGUAGUCUUAUUUAUACUAGCAGCAAGUGCAUAUAAUCUUGAAGGGCCACACCAACAGGGAAUAAGUGCAAUGCAGAGGACAUUAUUGUGGUGGGGAUAUUGGGUUGGACUAGGAGUGCUAUCUUCUGUUGGCCUUGGUACAGGAUUACACACAUUCCUGUUAUAUUUGGGACCACAUAUUGCUGCAGUAACAUUGGCAGCCUAUGAAUGUAAUUCAGUAGAUUUCCCAGAACCACCAUAUCCAAAUGAUAUUAUUUGUCCUGACAAAGUCACCAGUGGCAAUGUGAUAACAAUGUGGACAAUAAUAAGUAAAGUUCGAAUAGAAGCCAUAAUGUGGGGUGCAGGUACAGCUAUUGGCGAACUCCCCCCAUACUUCAUGGCCCGUGCGGCUCGCCUGUCUGGGGCAGAUCUUGAUAGUGAUGACUUUGAGGAGAUUGAGGAACUUCUUCACGAGAAACAGAGCCAUCCAGAGGAAAUAGGAUUCCUUGAGAGAGCCAAAAUUGGUGUGCAUAAUCUAGUCCAGAAAGUUGGCUUCUUUGGGAUUUUAGCAUGUGCAUCUAUCCCUAAUCCCCUGUUUGACUUGGCUGGUAUAACUUGUGGGCAUUUUCUCAUUCCAUUCUGGACUUUCUUUGGCGCCACCCUUAUAGGAAAAGCAAUUAUAAAAAUGCAUAUACAGAAAUUCUUCGUAAUAUUCAUAUUUAGUCAUCAUCACGUAGAACAACUUGUCAAACUCAUAGGGUUGAUUCCAAGAUAUGGGGAAUCUCUCCAGACACCAUUUAAGGAUUAUCUUGAGGUACAGAAGAAGAAAUUACACCACAAAGUGGGUUCUAACAUUCCAGGGGAAUCUAAUCUCCUAAGCUGGAUAUUUGAGAAAGUGGUCAUUGUAAUGGUAGCCUAUUUUCUGCUCUCCAUUCUAAACUCAAUGGCACAAAAGUACCACAAGAGACUCUGCAAAACAAAGCACAAGAAAUACCAACAUUAAAGAAUGCUUUCACUAGAUAUUCAAAAUCUCUGCCUUCUACAGACCUCUGAGUUAGGAAUUUAGUAAUUUAUUAUUAUUAGACUUUUUUUGUCAUUUUUUUUCAUUUCAUAUUUUCAUUGCCUUUGUAACAUAAAGAAAAAAAU
Messenger RNA from Saccostrea echinata, 1395 nucleotides. Its product is annotated as vacuole membrane protein 1-like. The coding region runs from base 29 to 1252 and encodes 407 amino acids. The record is from RefSeq and is a predicted model, not a curated record. The transcript has 11 exons. NCBI's taxonomy places the organism in Eukaryota, Metazoa, Mollusca, Bivalvia, Ostreida, Ostreidae.